Paralichthys olivaceus (Japanese flounder) is the source of this 598-nucleotide messenger RNA. Lineage: Eukaryota; Metazoa; Chordata; Actinopteri; Pleuronectiformes; Paralichthyidae. The record is from RefSeq and is a predicted model, not a curated record.
CUUGCAGGGACUCACUCUCUGAAGUAUUUCUGCACUGGGUCCUCUCAAGUCCCAAACUUUCCAGAGUUUGUGGCUGUUGGUUAUGUUGAUGAAGUUCAGAUCGGUUACUAUGACAGCAACACAAUGAAAGCAGAACCCAAACAGGACUGGAUGUUGAAGACAGGUUCACAGUACUGGGAGAGUCACACUCGGAAGGCUUUCGAUGCACAGCAGAGAUUCAAAGUCGAAAUGGAAAUCUUAAAGGAACGCUUCAACCACACUGAAGGUGUCCACAUUUACCAGUGGAUGCACGGUUGUGAAUGGGACGAUGACACUGAAGAAGUUAAAGGUUAUCAUCAGGGUGGUUAUGAUGGAGAAGACUUCAUAUCAUUGGACCUGGAGACAGAGACGUAUAUCGCUCCAACACCACAGGCGGUCAUCACCAAACUGAAGUGGGAUACUAAUAAAGCUCUACUUGCAUAUAAUAAGAACUACUUAACCCAGGUGUGUCCUUACUGGCUGAAGAAGUUCCUGGAGCUUGGGAAGAGCUCUCUGCUGAGAACAGGUGAAAUCACAUAACCUCCAUGAACAUGAUGUUCCUCUUUCAUUUCUUACUCUC